AUGUCUAUCUCCUCCAUCAAAGGCUUGCUUUCCAGCUACUCUCCCGUCUCUGAAUUCUCCCCCGAGCAUGACCUGGAAAAGGAAUACCCUCUAUCCCUGCGACACGAGAGCGAUAGCGAGUUAACAGCCGGCUCAAGCAGCUCAGUAUGUCGGGAAGGAGCGGAGAAGAAAGAGUCCAAACUCAUCGACGGACGUAUCGUCUCCGACGCCAUUAUCGGUCUCUCCGACGGCAUGACGGUGCCAUUCGCCCUCACCGCCGGUUUAUCAGCGCUGGGUGACACUAAGGUGGUCGUUUUCGGAGGCAUGGCCGAGCUCAUUGCAGGCGCUAUUUCCAUGGGGCUGGGCGGUUACUUGGGUGCAAAGAGUGAGGAGGAGUCUUAUCGCGCAACAUUGAAAGAGACCAAACAAGAAAUUCGGAACGACCCCGCCUCAGUGACUGACACCAUUGCUGAUGUCUUUGCGCCUUAUGAUCUCCCGUCCGAAUUGGUGGUGGAGCUCACGCGACACCUCUCCACCUCCCCCAUGCUCCCUUCCUUUCUCAUGAAUUUCCAUCAUACCGUCCAGGAGCCGUCGGGGUCGCGGGCCUGGGUGUGUGCCCUGACCAUUGCCUUGGGGUACUUCAUCGGCGGGUUUGUGCCGCUCCUCCCGUACUUCUUUGUCGGGCCCCAUGGCGCCUUCUAUGCCUUGCAGUGGUCGAUCGCCACGAUGGUGGUCGCAUUGUUCCUCUUCGGAUAUGGCAAGACGUGCUUUGUGAGUGGGUGGAAGGGAUCCAGGAACAUCCGGCGAGGACUUAUUGGAGGCUUGCAGAUGGUUCUGGUCGGAGGAGUUGCGGCUGGGUCAGCGAUGGGACUGGUGAAGGGAUUUCAGAUGCUGGCGGAUGCUCAUCAGGGACAUGAUCACCAAUGA
Aspergillus uvarum CBS 121591 is the source of this 906-nucleotide messenger RNA. RefSeq names its product VIT1/CCC1 transporter family protein. Gene Ontology annotation, biological process: intracellular manganese ion homeostasis. Gene Ontology annotation, molecular function: manganese ion transmembrane transporter activity; iron ion transmembrane transporter activity. The coding region runs from base 1 to 906 and encodes 301 amino acids. NCBI's taxonomy places the organism in Eukaryota, Fungi, Ascomycota, Eurotiomycetes, Eurotiales, Aspergillaceae. The record is from RefSeq and is a predicted model, not a curated record. The transcript is spliced from 2 exons. Gene Ontology annotation, cellular component: fungal-type vacuole membrane.